AUGGUGCUGCUGACGACCUCGGAUAACGAGCACUUUACCGUCGACCGCGACAUUGCGGAGCGGUCGGUGCUCAUCAAGCAGAUGAUUGAGGACAUUGGCGAGACGGACCAGCCGAUCCCGCUGCCGAACGUCUCGUCGAGCGUGCUCGCCAAGGUGCUCGAGUACUGCAGCCACCACCGCAACGACCUGCCCACGACCGGCGACGACGCGGACGAGAUGCGCCGCCGCGCGACAGACAUCUCGGAGUGGGACGCCAAGUUCAUCCAGGUCGACCAAGAGAUGCUCUUUGAAAUUAUCCUCGCGGCCAACUACCUGGACAUCAAGAGCCUGCUCGACGUGGGCUGCAAAACUGUGGCGAACAUGAUCAAGGGCAAGCAGCCGGAAGAGAUCCGCAAGCUGUUCAAUAUUCACAACGACUUUACGCCGGAGGAGGAGGCGCAGAUCCGCCGCGAAAACGAAUGGGCAGAGGACCGUUAG
This is a messenger RNA of Malassezia japonica, 477 nucleotides long. RefSeq lists its product as uncharacterized. Bases 1 to 477 code for a protein of 158 amino acids. The transcript has 3 exons. NCBI's taxonomy places the organism in Eukaryota, Fungi, Basidiomycota, Malasseziomycetes, Malasseziales, Malasseziaceae. Gene Ontology annotation, molecular function: cullin family protein binding. The record is from RefSeq and is a predicted model, not a curated record. Gene Ontology annotation, biological process: mitotic cell cycle; SCF-dependent proteasomal ubiquitin-dependent protein catabolic process. Gene Ontology annotation, cellular component: cytoplasm; nucleus.